Centruroides sculpturatus (bark scorpion) is the source of this 1627-nucleotide messenger RNA. Its product is annotated as glucose dehydrogenase [FAD, quinone]-like. Gene Ontology annotation, molecular function: oxidoreductase activity, acting on CH-OH group of donors; flavin adenine dinucleotide binding. The coding region runs from base 59 to 1495 and encodes 478 amino acids. The transcript is spliced from 10 exons. The record is from RefSeq and is a predicted model, not a curated record. Lineage: Eukaryota; Metazoa; Arthropoda; Arachnida; Scorpiones; Buthidae.
AGCUGGGAGCGACGAAAACAUAAUUAGUGAUAAUCCUGCUUCCACCAUUCUUUUACAAAUGUCGACCCUUGAUUGGACCUACCUGACCGAACCACAGAAAUACGCGUGCUUUGGUCUAAAAGGACAACAAUCGCGAUGGCCCAGAGGAAAAGUAUUAGGAGGUUCCAGUGUUUUAAAUCACAUGAUUUAUGCGCGAGGCAAUCGUAAAGACUACGAUAAUUGGGCAAAAAAUGGUGCUUUCGGAUGGAGUUGGAAAGACGUAUUCCCAUAUUUUCUUAAAUACGAAGACAAUACAGAUAUAAAUCUUUUACAAAAUGGUUAUCAUGCUUCUGGUGGAUACUUAACAAUAUCUACACCAUCGUAUUCUACUAUUCUCCGUACAGCAUUUUUAGAAGCUGGAAAAUCUUUAGGAUAUCAAAUUGUAGAUGUGAAUGGUGCAACGCAAACAGGUUUUGCUCCCGUUCAAUCUUUUUUAAGAAAUGGAAGACGAUGUAGUACCAAUAAAGCAUUCAUAAAACCUGUUCUUCAUCGUCCUAAUCUACAUAUUUUACUUUUUUCGUUUGUCACUAAGAUAAUAUUUGAUAAAUUCAAGAGAGCAAGAGCCGUUACUUUUGAUCGCUUUGGUCAGACAUAUAUCGUAAAUGCAAGGAAAGAGAUAAUAAUAUCAGCAGGUGCGAUAAAUUCGCCUCAAUUACUAAUGUUAUCAGGCAUUGGUCAGCAAAAAGAUUUAGAGAAACUUCAAAUUCCUGUUAUUUCAGAUCUGCCAGUAGGUUUAAAUCUCCAGGAUCAUCCUUUCGUUUUGGGAACAAAUUCUUUAGUUGAUGUACCCGUUACUUCUGUUCUAUUGCGAUUUCUGAAUCCAAAGGACUUUUUUCGUUAUGUUUUUGUUGGAAGUGGACCGGGGAUUUUAUCUUCGGCAAUUGAAGCGGUUGCGUUUAUAAAAACUAAAUAUGCUAAUGCAUCUGACGAUUAUCCCGAUAUUCAAUAUAUUUUCUCAUCGGGAGGAUUGGCUUCCGACGGUGGCAAAGUUUUGAAAGAAAUAUAUGGAAUAAAAACAGAAGUAUAUAAUUCGUAUUUUAGACCAUUCGAUUUCGACGAUACAUUUACGAUAUUCACUGUUUUGUUACGACCAAAAAGUCGUGGAUAUGUAAAAUUGAGAAGCGCCAAUCCUUAUCAGUAUCCAAUAAUCCAACCGAAUUAUUUAUCUCAUCCUGAAGAUAUUUUGAGAUUAGUCAGUGGUAUACAGUCAGCAUUGCGUUUAGCCAAAUCGUUCCCCUUUAAAAAGUUAGGAUCUCGUUUAUUUCCUACUAAUUUGCCGGGUUGUAAAAGGUUUCGCAGAUUUAGCAAAGAACAAUUGGAAUGUUUUGCGCGAACUCUGACACUUACUUUAUAUCAUCCUGCGGGAACAUGCAAGAUGGGAGCAGUAAAUGACCCAACUACUGUUGUGGAUCCUGAAUUAAGUUGGCGGAGGGACAGCAGGCUCAGUUCUAGCUAAUCGUUUAUCGGAGAAUCCCGACAAUCAUGUUCUUCUUUUAGAGGCUGGAAGUAAUGAAAACAAACAAACUGAUGUUCCUGCUAACACAAUUGGAUUGCAGAUGAGCCCUCUCGAUUGGGCAUAUAAAACAGA